GUUCCUCACAGGAAGUAGGUCCCUCUCAGACGGUCAGAGCCAUAGUUGGGGAUGACACAGUUCUGCCGUGUCUCCUGAAACCUCCUAAUGAUGCUACUCACAUGACUGUGGAGUGGGGAAGACCUGACCUGGAACCCAGAUUUGUGUUUGUAUUACUUGAUGGGAAGGAACACCUGAUGAACCAAAACCAGGCCUACAAGGGAUGAAGUUCAGUGUCGACUGAUAACCUGAAGGAUGGAGACGUCUCACUGAGACUGUCUGAUGUCAGACAMUCUGACAACGGCAGAUAUCGAUGCUACAUCCCCAAACACACACAAGAAGAGUUUGUUGAGCUUCUUGUUGGUUCAGUGUCCUCAGCUGGGAUCAGGUUAGCAGGACUUGAUGAAGGCACCAGUGGGGUGAUGUUAGACUGUAAGUCUGCAGGCUGGUUUCCAGAACCACAGCUCCUCUGGUUGGACGGGGAGGGACAGGUCCUCCCUGCUGGACCUGCAGAGACCAGCAGAGGUCCUGAUGGUCUGUAUUCUGUCAGCAGUAGAGUCACUGUGGAGAAAAGAGUCAACAACAACUUUACCUGCAGAGUCCAACAGAAGGACACGGAGCAGAGCAGAGAGACACAUGUCCAUGUUCCAGAGGACUUCUUUGUGGUCCGGUCUAACUGCUCUGUUCCUGUCAGCCUAAGUCUGGUUUUGUUUUUCAUCCCGAUUCUUGUUGUUUCUGUUUAUGUCUGGAGAUGGAGACAAAGAAAAACCUGCUUGGAGUAG
Messenger RNA from Austrofundulus limnaeus, 761 nucleotides. Its product is annotated as butyrophilin subfamily 2 member A1-like. Gene Ontology annotation, cellular component: external side of plasma membrane. The record is from RefSeq and is a predicted model, not a curated record. Lineage: Eukaryota; Metazoa; Chordata; Actinopteri; Cyprinodontiformes; Rivulidae. Gene Ontology annotation, molecular function: signaling receptor binding. Gene Ontology annotation, biological process: regulation of cytokine production; T cell receptor signaling pathway.